Oncorhynchus gorbuscha (pink salmon) is the source of this 6619-nucleotide messenger RNA. RefSeq names its product tyrosine-protein phosphatase non-receptor type 4-like. Gene Ontology annotation, cellular component: cytoskeleton; cytoplasmic side of plasma membrane; cytoplasm. Gene Ontology annotation, biological process: protein dephosphorylation. Gene Ontology annotation, molecular function: protein tyrosine phosphatase activity; cytoskeletal protein binding. The coding region runs from base 431 to 3706 and encodes 1091 amino acids. The record is from RefSeq and is a predicted model, not a curated record. The transcript is spliced from 26 exons. NCBI's taxonomy places the organism in Eukaryota, Metazoa, Chordata, Actinopteri, Salmoniformes, Salmonidae.
UCUGUUGUGGAGUUUACGCCAUAUUUCGUUGCUGCCCCAUGGUUUAUGCUGCACGGUUUAAAUGAUCAACGUCUUCAAACGAGGUUGUAUUUGAAUUGAAACUGCAGUUUGGUGACCGCGGAAAGGAAAUUCUGUUUUUGUGUGGUCAUACCUACCUGCUCGUGCUUGCCUUGCUCGCAUUACAAUGGUUGCGUCCUGUAUUGACGUUUGCCUGGGUCCAUCAUCGCUGUGGUGCUGAAAAGAAACGAACCUGUGCGGCCGAAACGAACCUGUGCGGCCGUAGCGAGUGUAUGCUGCUGCGAAGGAUGAGGAGGUUUCUGUGGAUCUGCAGCGGUUGAAUUGCACCACCUCGCCCACUUAUUGCUGUGUUCUUGAUUUUAUCCCUCAAAACCUGGACUCUACCGGCGCAGUUUAUGAAGUGUGGACAGUAAUGACCUCACCCUUCCAGUUGCCAGCUGGCAGUAACUACAAUGACCGAGCAUCAGAGCUGGCACAAGACAGGCAGCACACAGAGGUGGUCUGUAAUGUUCUUCUGCUGGAUAACACAGUUCAAGCCUUCAAAGUUAACAAGCACGAUCAAGGACAGGUCCUGCUGGAUGUAGUGUUCAAGCACCUGGAGCUGACGGAGAGCGACUACUUCGGCCUACAGCUGGCCAACGACUCCUCAGACAGUCAGAGGUGGCUGGAUCCAACCAAACCCAUAAGAAAGCAGUUAAAAAGGGGGUCUCCACACAGUUUAAAUUUUAGGGUUAAAUUCUUUGUAACCGACCCCAAUAAACUUCAGGAGGAGUAUACAAGGUACCAGUACGUGUUGCAGAUUAAACAGGACAUACUUAGUGGAAGGCUGCCGUGUCCGUACAUCACAGCCGCUCUUCUUGCUUCAUACGCCGUUCAGUCUGAGCUAGGGGACUACAGUCAGAACGAGAACUUGCCCGGCUACCUCUCCGAAUACUCUUUCAUCCCCAACGCACCACAAGACUUUGAGAAAGAGAUUGCCAAACAGCAUCAGCAACACAAGGGACUGCCUCCUGCCCAGUCAGAGUUCAAUUAUCUAAACACAGCACGGACGCUAGAGUUCUAUGGAGUCGAAUUGCACUAUGCAAUGGAUCAAAGCAACACAGAGAUUUUAAUCGGAGUGAUGUCAACUGGGAUUGUCACCUAUAAGAACAGGGUACGAAUCAACUGCUUUCCAUGGCUACAGAUUGUAAAGAUCUCAUUUAAAUGUAGACAGUUUUUCAUUCAACUCCGAAGAGAAUUGAAUGAGAGCCGUGAGGCGCUGUUAGCCUUUAACAUGGUGAACUACCGAGCCUGUAAGAACCUAUGGAAGGCCUGUGUAGAGCACCACACCUUCUUCAGACUAGACCGACCCUUACCACCACAGAAGAACUUCUUUGCACAUGUCUUCCAACUGGGCUCCAAGUACCGCUACUGUGGUAGGACAGAGGUGCAGUCUGUCCAGUACGGCAAGGAGAAGGGCAUCAAGGACAGGGUGUUCGCCAGGUCUCCCAGUAAGCCCUUGGUGAGGAGGCCGAUGGGUGGAGGGAUGGACUGGGAGUCAGUCAGCCGGAACUCCAGAGCCUCUCUGUCUGACGACCGCCUGGAGACCCAGAGCCUGCCCACACGCUCCCCACCAGGCACCCCCAACCACAGGAACUCCAAGUUUGCACAAGAGCGCCUGCGGCCGUCCUCCGUGGGACACCUGCUGGAUCAUGUGAUCUACUACGACCAUGCCUCGCCCUGCCCGACCUUCACCAAUCACAAGUCGGCCUCCUCAACCCAGGCCAACUCCAUCAGCCUGGAUUCUACCCCGUCACCAGACUCGGCCGUCGACGGCCAGCCGCCCGCUCUGCCCCCUAAGCAGACCAGGAGGCCUCUGUCCAGCCAGUCCCACUCUCAGCAGGAGUUGGACAACCACAUCAAUGAGCUGUAUGACACGCCUCUGUCAGAAGAAAAGACAAUGCCCAAUGGAGUGCUUCCUCAUGACAAUCUGGUGUUCAUUCAAAUGUGCCCCGACGAACAAGGACGAUUUGGAUUCAAUGUGAAGGGUGGGCUGGACCAGAAGAUGCCUGUGAUCGUGUCCCGAGUGGCCUCGGGAACAGUGGCUGACCUGUGUGUUCCCCGGCUGAACGAGGGAGACCAGGUGGUGCUGAUCAACGGUCAGGACAUCUCAGAGCACACCCACGACCAGGUGGUCAUGUUCAUCAAGGCCAGCUGUGAGGAGAGCGACUCAGGAGAGCUGAACCUGCUGGUCAGACCCAACGCCAUGUAUGACCUGGUGGAGGAGGAGAAGCUGGAGGAUGGAGAUACGGAGUCUAACUACCAGUACUCCCCAGAGAGGGCUCCCCAAGACCAGCCUCAGGACCAGCCCCAGCCAGACCACCACCCAUCCUGCUGGAGAGACUCCAUACUACAGCUGAAAGAAGGCUUGGGCACUGGGGCCGUACAGCAACAGUUUGAUCAACUCUACCGGAAAAGGCCUGGAUUGACAAUGUCAUGUGCCAAAUUACCUCAGAACAUUUCCAAAAAUCGAUAUCGAGACAUUUCACCAUAUGACGCCACCAGGGUUAUUCUGAGGGGCAAGGACGGGGACUAUAUCAAUGCAAAUUACAUCAAUAUGGUGAUUGCAGCGUCCAGUGCUGUAAACCGCUACAUCGCGUGCCAGGGCCCGCUGCCCGCCACCUGCUCUGACUUCUGGAGGAUGACUUGGGAACAGGGCUCCAACAUGGUGGUCAUGCUCACCACGCAGGUGGAGAGAGGACGGGUGAAGUGUCAUCAGUAUUGGCCCAAUUCUGGUGCCAUCGCUACCCAUGGGGACUUCCAGGUCUCCUGUGUGACAGAAGAAGGGAAAUCAGCAUUUCUUGUCAGAGAGAUAACUCUCACACACCUGGAGAGUGAAGAGAGCAGGCCACUGACUCAGAUCCAGUACAUGGCCUGGCCUGACCACGGUGUUCCAGACGACUACACUGACUUCCUGGACUUUGUCAGUCUCGUCCGCACAAAGAGGGAGGGCAAGGAGGAGCCGGUGAUAGUACACUGCAGCGCUGGGAUUGGUCGGACUGGGGUGCUCAUCACCAUGGAAACAGCCAUGUGUUUGAUUGAGUGCAAUCAGCCCGUGUAUCCAUUGGAUAUCGUGAGGACAAUGAGAGACCAGAGGGCCAUGAUGAUCCAGACCCCGAGCCAGUACAGGUUUGUCUGUGAAGCGAUCCUCAAGGUGUACGAGGAGGAGCUGGUCAAACCCCUGACGCCCACAAAGCUCCUAACACCCGUAGAGUCUCUGACGCCUACAAAGCCCUUGACGACCUUAGAGCCCCUGACACCCACAAAGCCCCUGACACCCGUAGAGUCUCUGACGUCUACAAAGCCCUUGACGACCUUAGAGCCCCUGACACCCACAAAGCCCUUGACACCCGUAGAGCCCCUGUCACCCACAAAGCCCGUGACGACCUUAGAGCCCCUGACACCCACAAAGCCCCUGACACCCAUAGAGUUUCUGACGCCUACAAUGCCCUUGACAACCUUAGAGCCCCUGACACCCGUAGAGCCCCUGACACCCGUAGAGCCCCUGACACCCACAAAGCCCUUGACGACCUUAGAGCCCCUGACACCCACAAAGCCCCUGACACCCAUAGAGCCCCUGACACCCACAAAGCCAGAGGUAGAGACAGAGACAGAGUCGGCUUUAGACCUCCUGGGACUGACUGACUGACUGACUGACUGACUGACUGAUUGACUGACAUACGGCUGCAUGGGCCUAAGCACCACCCUCUUCUUCCACAGCCUGUCUGUCUGUCUCCCAUUGUCUCAGUCACAAUAGUUUCUUCCCACAUCUUGAGUCUGGCAAGAGAAACUAGUCACAACCAUGGAGACAACUACCGACAACCACUCAAACUGGCCUGGGAGGGGAAACAAAGCACUGUUGUACUGUUGCACUUUAUGAUGACAAAACGUGAUACUUUGGAGAAUUAACGAAAGAAGAAAAAAAAAAAGCAGAAGUUACGAUGAUCAACUGGAAUUUGGGAUGUAAGCAAGUGUGCCGGAUCAAGAGAGAAGUGAGAAACAGAACAGUAGCUGGGUUGGAUUAUAUUGCUGUAGUGUCAUUACUUUCAGACAAACCUUCAUAAUGAACAGGACAACUUAAUGGAAAGUGGACUGGCAUUUGUUUUCAGCUCGUCAGUGUGCCAUCACCAAGUGUCAUAUCAGUGGUUUCUUCACAGACUAGUCUUUCUGUCUUUGAUUACUCCAUAGACUUAAGAGUCAAUUUUCUUUUUUAAGUCAAAAACUAUUCGUCGUCAACUGAAGAUCUGUUCAGAAGUGGGUUGACCCUCUAUGUAAGGUCCUGGUAAAGCGCUCUGACUUCUACUCUAUGGUACUACUCAUCAUCUCGUUAUUCCCCUCAUUUGAGGCUAUAGGUUGUCUGAUUGUUUCGAUCAGAUGGGUACCUUUUUGAGCUUUUAUAUUUAUUAGUCUGCAGAUUGGAAUCAUCUCCCGUGCAAGUUAUUACAGCUCCAAGUCCUUUUGUGAAGGUGUUCCAAACCAAGGUAAAGGCAGGGUAGGUUAGGUUAGGCGCAAUGGAUGCUGCUGAGGGGAGGACAGCUCAUAAUAAUGGCUGAAGUGCAGUCACUGGCACUGGCAAACCACGUGUUUGAUACCAUUCCGUUGACUCUAUUCCAGUCGUUGUUAUGAGCCGUCCUCCACUGGUUAGGAGAGGCAUCCCGCCUCCUUUACCAUCUCAUUAGCUGAUUACCUGUCAUUGAGCUCAGCACUACGUGGUGGUGUUGUUGCUGUUUUUUUUUUUUGAGGCAGCUAUUCAACUUUGAUUCAAGAUGGCUCAUCAUGUGAUGUUACAUCGGUCUCUCCAAGAUACUAUAUGACUAGCCCAAAUCUGGGUAGUAUUUUUAUGCUGGUUUUGUUAUUGCUUGUAACAGAAUGAUCUUGACAUGCUGGAUUGGGUUGGUACAGUACCUAGAUGGUUUAUCAAGUGUCAUUGCAUCAGAUUUUGAAAUUGAAUAUGAGGUAUUCAGAGCUCUCUGAAUAAGAGUAUUGUGGGAUUUGGUACCAUGGUACUGUACAUCAGGAUUUUAGGCUGUUGGUGUACAGUACAUACAGACAAUACAUACAUUACAUAAAAAGACUGAGCUUUCAGGACCAAUAGGUUUUUAGCCUUGUGAGUAAAAAGAAAUGUUUUCAAAUUAACCAUGUGUCGAAAAGGCUCAAGCUAUAGAUUUGCUUCUGAUAUUUUUUCAAAGAGACCCUUUUUACUUCUUGGGAAUGGACAGCACUUUUCAACUGAACGUGUAGCAUAUUUGCUGCUAUGCAUGAUUAGACCCCCCCAAAAUUAUUUUGGAAUUGUAUAUAAUUUUAUCAAUUUUUGUUGGAUAAAGACACCACUAUAGGACAUGUAAGUUAUAUGGUGUCAUCUAGAUGUGUGUAAUGUAACUAGUGUAAAUGUACUAUGUUAUAAAUUAAGGCUUAAUGAAAUUAAAAUAAUGUGAGACAAAGUUAUUUUUAUAAGAACAGAAAAGUUCAAAACUUUUCCACUGUAAAGUCUUUCUGGAUUUAGAAAGUAUUGUUAUGGGAAAGCUUUGCAAUAGAUGUAUGCUGUGUAAAAGUCCUCUCCUUAAGUCCAGUGGGAGCGGAAAGAGUUGGGACGGCAACAUGAAGCUCUGUACAAUGACAAAUAGAUUCAUUAAUCACCAUUAAUACUGUUAUUUUUUUGACAAUUGAAACCCACAUAGUGAUUUUAUUCCCAUGAUUUCUGAUUGAAUGAAUGUGAUUGUGCUUUUGAAAUCAGAAAGCUGGCUUGGUUGGCUUGGUCAAACAUGUCGCUGAUACUUCUGCAGUGGGUUUACGCAGUACCUUGCUGACAAUGUUUACAAUGGUUUGUGAGUUAGUUUUGUGAUUUAAAAAGGAUCUGUAUCUACUGAAAGUCUGUGUGUUUACAAAAGCUGUUGUGCAGUGGGGAACUUUGGCCCAAUCAGAUCGCUCACCCUCUGCGGCCCAAAUGGCACCCUAUUCCCUAUGUAGUGCACUACUUUUGACUGGGCUCUGGCCCAAAGUUGUGCACUAGAUAGGGAGCCAUUUGGGACUAGACAGUGUCUAUCACUUCACCAUGAAAUAGACUGAGGCACUGGAAUGUUUAUUUUACCAGGUCAUCCCAUUCAAGGUCCAACACCUCUUUUUCAAGGGAAACCUGGAUCAUAUGUUUGGUUUUUAUUGCGCAAUGCUGUUCUACCUGAUCAUCGUCAUCAUCACUUAGUAAUAGUACAACAUUCUGCACAACUGUGAUGUAAAUAUAAGCUUCAUCUGUGAACUAGUGAAAUAUAUUUCAAGAUCAAUCAGGAUGAUGUACAAAUGUAAUGUUUGUGGUGAAGCUGUACAGAAAUUGAAUGUAUCCAUUUCAGUCUUUUAGUUGCUCGAAAACGUAAGGGAUGUACAAUUUGACUUUUGAGGGGAAAUAUUUUUCAUACUACUGUGCUUGUAAAUGCAGGUAAAUAUCAGAUUCUCAAUUGUGUCUCAAUGGGCUCUGCCUGGUCUGCGACAGUGUUUUUGUUGUAAAUAGGAGCCAUAUCAUGUCAGUGAAGUGCCAAUGUACUGUAAGUAAAGUCUCAUUUCUGCUGUA